UCCCUUCCCGGGCCGCUUCCAUGGCUUCCACGUCUGUUGUCUUGCCCUACCCACCUACCAGUCUCGCCAUACUCGGCCUCAAAGGCCGAGCUCUUGUUGCCUUAAGACCAUGGGUUUCACCUCCGAAGAAACCCAUCUCCUGCUCUCCCUCCUCGAGCUCGACUUCACUCACUUUGCCCCUCAGCUCCAAUCCGUUCGAUAAUGAACCCCAACGCCAAGUUUUGACAAGAUCAUCCAGCUCCGAUGCUGCAACCACUGCUUUCAGUUUUCCGAAUGUUGGCCAAAUUCUUCACCUGGCGGUUUCUCUCGCUGUAAUUAUUGCGGCCGAUAAGCUUUUGAAGCAGGUUUUUACGGCGGCAGCAAUCAAGUUCCCGAGCGCGCUUUUCGGGAUGUUCUGCGUUUUUUCGGUUUUAUUAGUGCUGGAUUAUUUUGCUCCUUCUACUGCCAUUAACGUGAUGAACUUCUUUGAGCCAGCAACUCUUUUCAUACAGAGGUGGCUGCCAUUGUUCUAUGUACCGUCACUCGUUGUUUUGCCGAUUGCGGUAAGAGACGUGCCUGCGGCUUCAGGGGUCAAGAUUUGCUUCAUUUUAGUGGCAGGUUGGGCGGCAUCUCUCAGUGUUGCUGGAUAUACUGCACUAACAAUAAGAAAAAUUGUAAAGACAGAAAUGAUUCCCGCGGAGCCAAUGACCAAACCUUCUCCUUUUUCAACACUUGAAAUUUUGGUCUGGACUGCCAUCUUUGUUUCUUCCUUUUCUCUUUCAAUCAUUAAUCCGACAGCUCUGGGAACAACUGCCAGAACUUACCUUCCUUUCCUUCUUGCUGCAACAGUAUUGGGUUACAUGGUUGGCUCCCGGUUUCCAUCAACAGUCAAGGCGGUCUUCCAUCCAAUUGUCUGCUGUGCAUUUUCUGCAGAUUUGGCAGCAAUAGCAUUUGGGUAUCUUUCCCGGUCUGGAUUGGAUGCUGUCCUAGGUAACUAUCUUACUAAAGUGUCUUCUAAUCCUGGAGCUGGGGAUAUUCUCAUGGGUUUUCUAGGAUCUGUAAUUAUCACAUUUGCCUUUUCCAUGUUCAAACAAAGAAAGCUUAUUAAGCGGCACGCAGCAGAGAUUUUCUCAUCAGUGAUCAUCGCAACAGUCUUCUCUUUGUACUCUACUGCUGCCAUAGGGCGGCUUAUUGGGCUUGAGCCAACUUUAACUGUGUCAAUCUUGCCAAGAUGCAUUACAGUGGCUUUAGCCUUAAGCAUUGUUUCUUUCUUUGAAGGUGCAAAUACAUCUCUUACUGCUGCCGUUGUUGUGCUCACCGGUCUGGUUGGAGCUAAUUUUGUUCAGGCUAUGAUGGAUAAGCUUGGUUUGAAUGAUCCGAUUGCUAGAGGAAUAGCGACAGCUUCUAGUGCUCAUGGACUGGGGACAGCAGCUUUAUCAGCCAAAGAACCAGAGGCUCUUCCAUUCUGCGCGAUUGCUUAUUCGCUCAGUGGAAUAUUAGGCUCCCUACUUUGCUCAAUACCAGCUGUUAGGCAAAGCUUACUUCUGAUCGUGGGCUAGAAAUUAAAGAGAGUCUGCUAUGAGAGCUUAAUAGAGAAAGUUUAUGCUAUAAAUGCAUCACAUUAAUGAAGUCAAGGGGUAAAAGUGUAAAUAAGCUUUUGGAUGAGGGAGGAAUUGUAAUUUCAUGACACAAUCAUUUAUGUUUAUGCCAGAUUAUAAUUUAUGAAAUCAAAUUAAAUGCAGAUGUUGAGCUUCAUAUGUUGAACAAUUUAAGUAGUCAGUGUGGGCAUGUUUU
Messenger RNA from Phalaenopsis equestris, 1773 nucleotides. Its product is annotated as plastidal glycolate/glycerate translocator 1, chloroplastic. The transcript has 8 exons. The record is from RefSeq and is a predicted model, not a curated record. Bases 21 to 1538 code for a protein of 505 amino acids. Lineage: Eukaryota; Viridiplantae; Streptophyta; Magnoliopsida; Asparagales; Orchidaceae.